AUGAGGGCGGUCGCGGAGCCAGGUUUCCACACACAGAUACCACUUCUCACGAGCAUGGCCGAGAUACAGGUGACGGUUCAGACGGAUGCGGUGAAGGACAUCCCCUGCGGGACAAGCGGAGGCGUGAUGGUAGAUUUCGAGAAGGUGGAGGUCGUGAACCGUCUGCGCAAGACGCACGUGCUGGACACCAUCCGGAACUACACCGUCAACUACGACACCACGUGGAUCUUCGACAAGAUACAUCACGAGAUAAACCAGUUCUGCAGCAAGCACACACUGCACGAGGUGUACAUCUCGCUGUUCGACACGUUGGACGAGCACCUCGCGGCAGCAUUGCAGCUCGACUGUGAUGUGUGGGCUCCAGGCAUUGAAAUAAUCUCCGUCCGAGUGACCAAGCCGAGAAUACCGACUCAGAUUCGACAGAACUUCGAAAAGAUGGAGGCCGAGAAGACGAAGCUGCUGAUUGCGAUGGAGACGCAGAGGGUGGUGGAGAAGGAGGCCGAAACGGAGCGGAAAAAGUCGACGAUAGAGGCGCAAAUGCUCUCGGACGUUUCGAGGAUCAAUAUGGACAAGGAGCUUGCGGAGAAGGACGUGCGCCGUCGGAUCGCGUCGAUCGAGGACGAGAUCCACUUGGGCCGUGAAAAAGCGUACGCUGACGCGGUCUACUACGCACAUAUGAAGGAGGCCGAAUCCAACGACCGCCUUCUCACCGACAGUUUCCUGGAGUACUCCAGGAUACUCAGCAUGGGCAACACCUCCAAGGUCUACUUCGGGGAGAAGUUGCCAGGCGUUUUUGUUGACAGCGGCCCGGGUAACGGAUGAUUUUGUGUUACCCACCCGGUUCAAGCGGGCAUGAACACCGCCCAAAAUAGAAGGUACAGAACGUACAUGAAUCCAGCUAUGAAUCACGCGUAGCUUGUCAGGUAAGGCCGCUACUGAUUUCUUGCGAAACCAAGUUGUACGCUUCCUGCCGUGUUGUUCAACCCGGUUGUCGGAACCGAAGCAUUCACUGAUCAAGCCUGGCACUUGCUUGUGAAAGGGAAGCGAUUUUCAUGCGCACGCUUUGCACUUGCUGUUUGGUGUGUGGGUUUUCGCACUUGCCGUUGGUGGGGUUGUCUUCUCAGUGCCUUACACGCGAAGUCAUGUCUGUUGCCCGCGUUUCGGGCAAUAACCGCGCCGCACCGUUCGCGUUAGUUUUACCAUGCACUUAUUAACAGUUUGAUGUCGAGGCAACCACCGUGGUAGUUGCUUCUGCUGUCGUUGUCAUUGUCACUUCAGUCGAGAAGUAUGUGUCGGUGGCAUCGUCUUUUGUCGUGUCAGUAAGCGAUGUGAGGAUGGCACACAGACGUGGUCGUCUUCUUGCUAGAUCAUUCCGUCAUGACUGCCUAGUCAGUAGUAGCAAAUUUGGAUUCAGAGUGAAGUGGGUAAGUCCCGAAUGCCAUCAAGGUACGGGUUCUGCCCUUUGUACGGUGAAUGAAGGGGACUGUGGUUUGAUAUGGCAGGGAAAACGGCACAAUAGCGAUUUUUUUUGUAUUGUCAAUUUUCUCACCGGCCUCAGGUGACAAGCAGGUAUCGGUUAUAGAACAGAUACAGGAUACUAUUGAAAGGAAGUUGAGCAGAGGUUGGAGUGGAGAAUAGCGCUGCGUCCGUCGAAGGACUCUUUGGUUACUCCAACCCUUUGAUCUUGAAUGUAGAAAUACGUAUAUGGUGCGUUGUUGUUAUUCGUAGUCAUCUCAAUAAAUAGUCAACCGGC
Ectocarpus siliculosus is the source of this 1753-nucleotide messenger RNA. The record is from the annotation of a GenBank genome assembly. Lineage: Eukaryota; Phaeophyceae; Ectocarpales; Ectocarpaceae.